Pocillopora verrucosa is the source of this 2216-nucleotide messenger RNA. Its product is annotated as man(5)GlcNAc(2)-PP-dolichol translocation protein RFT1-like. The record is from RefSeq and is a predicted model, not a curated record. Gene Ontology annotation, cellular component: endoplasmic reticulum membrane. Gene Ontology annotation, biological process: glycolipid translocation; dolichol-linked oligosaccharide biosynthetic process. Lineage: Eukaryota; Metazoa; Cnidaria; Anthozoa; Scleractinia; Pocilloporidae.
AUGGCAGACGAGAAAGAAACCCUUGUUGGGAGCACUGUUCGUUCUGCUUCAUACAAUGUCAUUGUGCAGGUUACAUUUAGGAUACUCACCUUUGUAAUGAAUGGCAUCCUCUUACGCUACACCACGAAAGAUAUGAUCGGAGUUGUGAACGUGCGACUGAUGCUUCUCAAUCAAACUAUCGUCUUCGUUGCUCGCGAGGCAUUCCGAAAAGCGUGUCUCAGCAAGUCAGCGGAUAAAAGAUGGACUCAGGUCAUUAACCUUCUCUGGUGUGUGUUUCCUCUUGGUGUUGUAUUGUCCGUCAUUCUCAGUUAUGUGUGGUUGUACUAUCUAGAGAUUCCUGAUCCAGUUAAAAUUGCAAACUACCCGUUAGCAGUGUUGGUUUUUGCAGCCAGUGGGUCAAUCGAACUUUUGUCAGAGCAACUGUGGGUCGUUGCUCAAGCGUUUGUAUUUUUGCGCCUUAAAGUUGUCAUAGAAGGCAUCGCAAACUUUGCACGAUGUGUCAUCACUUUGGGACUGGUAGUUUUUGUACCAGAUCUUGGGAUCAUUGCAUUUUGUAUUGCACAAACGGCAUUUUCAGUUUUGGUAAUGGUUUUAUACUACGUAUAUUUCAUAUACUAUAUCAAAACCGCCCCCAGAUAUCAAAAUAAAGAAGAAAGCGACUUUCCUCUUAGAUCUUUGCGAGACUUUUUCCCAAGAACUCUAUCAAGGAAGAGUUUUUUUAGUGGGGCACUGGCACAUCUUACAUGGAGCUUUUUUAAGCAAUCCUUCUUGAAAAAGAUUUUGACUGAAGGUGAACGCUAUAUUAUGACACUUUUCAAGGUUUUGACAUUUUCUCAACAAGGAAUUUAUGAUGUGAUUAACAAUCUUGGUUCUCUGGUUGCUAGAUGUGUCUUUAUGCCAAUAGAAGAGAGUUAUUACACUUUCUUUGCAUAUACUUUGGAAAGAGGUAGCUCUGCUGAGAAACAAACACCUCAGUCAGCAAAAAUGGCUUCGGAUACAUUGGAAGUUGUUCUGAAGUUUGUUGUUCUAGUUGGAUUGACAUUUUUGGUAUUUGGCUACAGCUACUCAUUCCUUCUGCUUGACAUCUAUGGAGGGAAAACUCUGAGCAGUGGAGAAGGUCCCUCUCUGCUGCGAUGGUAUUGUGUUUACGUAUUGAUUAUUGCUGUCAAUGGCAUGACAGAGUGCUUCAUGUUUGCAACCAUGAGCAAAGAUGAUGUUGACUCCUACAAUUACAAAAUGAUGGCAUUCUCAGCAGUGUUCUUAGCAGCAUCUUGGUAUCUCACUAUUUUUGGGAGUGUUGGAUUUGUCAUAGCUAACUGCCUUAACAUGCUCCUGCGUAUUUAUCACAGUCUUAUAUUUAUCUACAACUAUUACAAGUCAGCCCCUCAUCUCAAACCUUUACAAGGACUUUUCCCAUCACCUCUAGUUUUGAUUGCAUUUGCCUUGUCCUGGGGCAUAACUGCAACUUCAGAAACAAAGCUAUGUUGUGAACAUGGAUGGUAUUACCGCAUUCUUCACAUUGGAAUUGGUGGUGUUUGUUUGUUGACUGUGGCAGUGUUGGUUUUCUUAAAGGAAAAAACUUUGGUGAAUUUUAUGUUGGAACACUGGCUUGGGAGAAUAAAGAAGAAAGAGGAGUAGAAGAAAUAAAUUUUUUGGUUGGCUUGAGCAAAGAGAUUCAAUGACCGAAAUAAGAUAAAUUAGAGUGCAACUGAAAUUGCAAAUCCUCUACCUUUCUCUCAUUCAUUUGCAGUAGAUCCUGGAAUAAUUGUAUCUUGUUCUUGUGUGCCAUUCCUUUAACAUGUCUACAAAAUAAGAUCCAACAGGAAGGGAAAAUAGACCACCCUAUAUCCCAAUCUGUUUCUUUCCCUAGCAAUGUAGCAAAAUUCAACUGGGAAACUUUUUCAUGUGCAAAGUGAAGCUUAUUUACACAUCCAUUAUAUCAAAACAAAUGUUCUUCUGAACGGUGUCAUUUUUAAUCUGGUGAUGUAUGUAGCAGUAUGGUACCAUUCCAGCUGGGCUAAAUAAAAAUUAUUCAUAAUAAGGUAAAAGAAUUAAACGUCAAGUGUGACCAAACUUUAUGAUGCAUUUAAAGGUAAGAGCUACACUCAUCUCUGCUUUAGUCUGGUAACCUACGUGCUAAUUUUUCGGAAGUUUACUGUAUAACCAUAUUGAAAACGGUGUAUUUCAAAUGGCUUAAAUAAAAAUAUUUUAUGAAA